AUGAAGCUGCUUGCUGGUCUUGCUCUCGCCUCUAUGGCUGUCGCUGCGCCCCUGGUGGAUAAGCGCGCCCCUACUCCCUUGAAUGUUGAGUUGAAGAUGCAGGGGAACUCAAAGGUGAAGGCUGUUAUCACCAAUAAUGGGAAGAGCAACUUGAAGCUCCUCAAGGUUGGAACAUUCCUUGAUACGGCUCCUGUCGAGAGGGCUCAGGUCUUCUCUGCUGAGAAAGAGACUGUCCCCUUCGACGGUGUUCGCAUCGCCCUCGACACCACCCAGCUCGAUGAUACCGCCUUCCAGAGCAUCCCCUCCGGCAACUCGUACGAAGUCGAGUUCGACAUUGCCGAGUUCCACGAUCUUUCCGCUGGUGGCAAGUUCAGCGUCCUCUCAUCCGGCGCCCUCUCUUUCGCCCAGGAAAACUCAACCGAGUUGAUCGGCUCAGUUCCCUUCUACUCCAACCGUCUCGACGCCGAAGUCGACGGUCCCCAGGCCUUCUCCGUCCGCACAGCUUUCCACCAGAAGCGUGCUCAAGUUCAGAGUGAUUGUUCUGGCAGCAAGCUCCAGGUCACUCAGGCUGCUCUGUCGAACUGUGCUAGACAGGCUUCAGCUGCCCAGGAGGCUGCGUCCAAUGGUCCUGCUGCGAAGGUGGAGGAGUACUUCAAGAACUCUGACGCUGCGACUCGCUCGACUGUUGCUGAUGUCUUUGCCAAGAUCGCUGCUGAGUGUGGAUCGACCAAUGCUGGAGAUACUCGAUACUACUGUACUGAUGUUUACGGCGCGUGCCAGAACGGUGUUCUUGCGUAUACUGUUCCUGGUGGAAACUACAUGGCCUACUGUGACCUGUACUUUGAGCGUCUUCCUGCUAGCACUUCAACCUGCCAUGCUCAGGACCAGGGUAACACCAACCUGCACGAGAUGACCCAUCUUAACCAGAUCAAGGGAACUUCUGACUAUGGUGGUUAUGGAUAUAACUUCAUCCAGAGCUUGACUGCUGAGCAGAACAUCAACCACGCUGAUACCUAUGCUCUGUUCGCCAAUGCUGUCAGCCUGGGAUUUGUCGUUACGCUAGGCUGGGGUGAAACCGGCGGUGCUGUUGAACUCAAGGUGGCAUAUGUCAGCCAGUUUUAUACACCCCAGACACCUCAGCCACCAAGUGACAGUGCUGAGUCUCGCGAACCGACGCCUUUCCCGGCAGACCCAUGGGAACAAAUGGAGUACUUGCGAACGCAUUGGCACUGGACCGAGGAGAUGUACCACUUCCGUAGGUUCUUCCUAAGAGACGAGAUCAUAGACAGGGCUAGGGCGCGACGUGAAAAUGAGCCGGGCAACAAGAUAGCCCGUGAGAAACGCAAGCUAAUGGAAAGCUUUCACGGACGUGAUAGUGAUCGGUGGUGGCUUGAAAAAGACAACAUCCGGGACCAUAUCAGCCUCCCCAAGAAGGGCUGGACGCAGGAAGAGAUCGUUGCUGUUUAUGAAGCGGACGUAGCCUUCCUUGAAUGGUCACGGGGCAAUCCUGUACCAAGAGAGCUUGGUAAUUUCAGCAAGGAUGUAAACCCAGAAGAAGAAGCCGAUUCGGCCACCUAUUCCCAGCAUGACGCCUGGAACUGCUUCUACGGAUCGCAGCCUACCAAAUUUCCACCGAAUACGGAUUGGGAUUUAUGGAAUUUGGGUGUAUGGGAUCUCUGGCAUAAAGGUACCCACGGUCGCAUCUCCCGCCGGCGAAGGCGAGAGGCCCUGCGGUCUGAUGCUCAGGGCGAUGCUGCAUCAUGUGCAGAAGAGUUGGAAAGAAUUGAGGGCGAAGACCAGAGAGACCGUGAGGCUCUAGAAAUGGCCAUUAUAAGGUCAACAGAAUUGACAAAACAGUCAGAUGGAACUGGACAUCUACUGUCACCUGAAGACCGGGAGGAAAUGAAACACAGGAGCUGCAUGUCGCAACUUACCCACUUCGGUCCCAAUGCCAACUACCUCGCCCACAAGUACGGUUACGACCGAAGCGUCAGAAGGGCAGAACUAUUGCCGCCGCCAGCAACAGUCCCCAAAGCAGGCGGGACAGGCGAUGUCCCAGGUACUCAGAUGCGGUGA
Fusarium subglutinans is the source of this 2076-nucleotide messenger RNA. RefSeq lists its product as uncharacterized. Gene Ontology annotation, molecular function: metalloendopeptidase activity. Gene Ontology annotation, biological process: proteolysis. The record is from RefSeq and is a predicted model, not a curated record. Bases 1 to 2076 code for a protein of 691 amino acids. NCBI's taxonomy places the organism in Eukaryota, Fungi, Ascomycota, Sordariomycetes, Hypocreales, Nectriaceae. The transcript has 4 exons.